Molecule: messenger RNA, 482 nt
Organism: Acanthisitta chloris (rifleman)
Lineage: Eukaryota; Metazoa; Chordata; Aves; Passeriformes; Acanthisittidae
Product: cyclic AMP-responsive element-binding protein 5-like
Exons: 5
Biological process (GO): regulation of transcription by RNA polymerase II
Molecular function (GO): DNA-binding transcription factor activity, RNA polymerase II-specific; cAMP response element binding
Source: RefSeq, a predicted model, not a curated record
CGGUGCCGCCGGAGCCGGGCAAUUUAUGAGGAAUCAAAGAUGAACUUGGAGCAGGAGAGGCCUUUUGUCUGCAGUGCCCCAGGCUGCUCACAGCGUUUUCCAACAGAGGAUCAUCUGAUGAUUCACAGGCACAAACAUGAAAUGACUUUGAAGUUUCCUUCAAUAAAAACAGAUAAUAUGUUAUCAGAUCAGACUCCUACACCAACACGCUUUCUGAAGAACUGUGAGGAAGUGGGCCUCUUCAACGACAUCGACUGCUCCCUGGAGCACGAGUUUAGGAAGGCACAAGAAGAAGAGAACAACAAAAGGAAUAUCUCCAUGCAUAACACAGUUGGAGGAGCAAUGGCAGGACCUGGAUCUCACCAGCUGGCAAACACAAGGAUGCCAAACCACGACACCAGCGUUGUGAUUCAACAAGCCAUGCCAUCUCCACAGUCCAGUUCUGUCAUUACACAAGCACCUUCCACAAAUAGACAGAUUGG